Teleopsis dalmanni is the source of this 5895-nucleotide messenger RNA. RefSeq lists its product as uncharacterized. Lineage: Eukaryota; Metazoa; Arthropoda; Insecta; Diptera; Diopsidae. Bases 424 to 5895 code for a protein of 1823 amino acids. The transcript is spliced from 3 exons. The record is from RefSeq and is a predicted model, not a curated record.
UAUAAAUUUAAUUAAUAUAUAUAUAAGUAUAUUAAUCACUUGGAUGAACCGAAGUUACGUUGAUGCAUGCUGGAAUCAUUUGCUUGCGUUGGUGGAUUUUUGAAAUAGCAACGUUUUGGAAAAAUCUAUAAGCUGCUUUAAUUUGAUGCCAAUCUUCACAAGCCUGAUUUAUUAAACGCUCAGCAAAAUUAUUAAUUAUUUUUAAAAGUCUCCUACUUAAUCUUAUAUCACCAAAAUUAACAAUUCCAAAUUCAUUUUCUGCCAAUUUGCCAUUUUCAGACUAUAGAUCUAUUUAUAAUAGAAAGUAGAAUUCGUUAAAUAGCAGCUUCUUCUCCAUUUUUAGAUUUAUGCGACAAGACAGAAAAUAUUGACACAGAUACUUAUUGAAAUACCGUUUUACUCAUAAAAAGAUAGUGAGUCGAUAUGUUAGCAGGGGGUAAAGAGUCCGGUAAAUCACCUAGUAGUGGGAGCACUCUAAACAAGCCAGAUUUCGUUACUAGAGAUCCUAUUUCCAUUUUUAGUAGGGUAAAAAAUGCAAGUGAUGAAGAGGAAAAAAAGAAGCUUAAUCAACUUUUAGAGAUACUAAGGAAAAAAUUGCCUGAGGGCUUUAAGAUAGGAGCUGCUGUAGGUGAAGGGGAUUGUUUCUUUGAUUCCAUAGCUCAAGGCUUGAACGAGCUAAAAGAUAAAGGUGUGAUUACAGGUAGUAAAGGAUUUAGUGUAAAGUCUUUGAGGGAAUAUUGUAAGCAAUAUGCAGAACAAGUUAAUGAAACAAAAAAAGCUUCAUGGUUGGGUAGUGCUUUAAAAGGAAAGGGUGAAAAACUUUGUGAAUAUAUUCCGCGUAUUAAAUUUACAACAGAAGACAUUGACAAUACAUGCUCUGGUUCAAGAAUAAAAAUUCAAAAGUUAGAAAAUGCUAUAUGGGGACGACCUGAAGUUGAAGGAAAAAUGAUAUGCGAAAAGUAUGGCGUCAAAGUUAGGACUAUAGAAUUGAGAGAUAAAGAGAUAGAUGGAUUACAUGUUACUAAAGGUAAGGUAGGUACAGGUAAUAAUAUUAUUUACAUAGUGAAUUACAGGAACCAUUUUGUACCACUUCUUAGUAAUAUUGAAAAAGAUAUAAAGAGAAGUAUAAAAGUUUCUAGAGAGGAAGCUUACGGUAAUGUGGUAGCAAACAAUAUUUCUCAAUCUUACAUUUCUACACCAUUACAAGAUAUUGAAAAUUCCUCACACGAGCAAAACGAUCAUUCAAGGAGUACAGAUAAGGAAAAUCGUAAAACGAGUAGAAAACGAAGACGUUCUGUUACAGACAAAGAUGAUAUAAUAUUGAAGAGGUCGCGUGUGGAUGUACACAAUAUUAAUGAAGAAAUUAGAUUUGCUAAAAGUGUUGCCGGUAAAGAAGGGACACCUAGAUUUAAUCAGUUCUUAGAUUUUUUAAUUGCAGGGGAAGGAAAAGAAUGUCUAGAAGUUCUGAAAGGAAAAGGAAUAAACUUAUCCAGUAUGUCCAGUAUUUUAAGUGGAUCAGGAUCUGAUGCUACAAAAGCUUUUAAAGGCUUAUAUGAUCUGUGGUUUGAUGAGCAAGGAAAUAAAACACGAUAUUUAAAAACUCUAGAAAAAGAAAGAAUAAAUCUAGCUAGUGUUUCUAGUAUUUUAAGUAAAGCAAGAGCUAAUGCUGCAAAGACUUUUAAAGGCUUAUAUGAUCUAUGGUUUGAUGAGCAAGGAAAUAAAACACGAUAUUUAAAAACUCUAGAAAAAGAAAGAAUAAAUCUAGCUAGUGUUUCUAGUAUCUUAGGCAGAACAGGAACUAGUGCUGCAAAAGCUUUUAAAGACUUAUAUGACCUAUGGUUUGAUGAAGAAGAAAAUAAAACACGAUAUUUAAAAACUCUAGAAAAAGAAGGAAUAGGCUUAGCCAGUGUAUCCAAUAUUUUGCAUGGAGCAAGAGCUAAUGCUGCAAAGACUUUUAAAGUCUUACAUGAUCUGUGGUUUGAUGGGCAAGGAAAUAAAACACAAUAUUUAAAAACCUUGGGAAAAGAAGAAAUAAAUCUUACUAAUUUAUCCGGUAUUUUAAGUAAAGCAGGAGCUAAAGCUCCCAAAGCGUUUAAAGACUUAUAUAAUCUGUGGUUUGAUGAAGAAGGAAAUAAAACACAAUAUUUAAAAACCCUGGAAAAAGAAGAAAUAAAUCUUGCUAAUGUGUCUAGUAUUUUAGGUGGAGCAGGAGCUAAUGGUGCAAAGGCUUUUAAAGACUUAUAUGAUCUGUGGUUUAAUGAAAAAGGAAAUAAAACACAAUAUUUAAAAACUCUAGAAGAAAGCGGAAUGGGUCUUACUAAUGUAUCCAGUAUUUUGCAUAGAGUAGGAGCUAAUGGUGCAAAAGCUUUUAAAGGCUUAUAUGAUCUGUGGUUUGAUGAGCAAGGAAAUAAAACACAAUAUUUGAGAACUCUAGAAAAAGAAGGAAUAAGUCUUGCUAGUAUAUCCAGUAUCUUGCAUGGUGCAGGAGCUAAUGGUGCAAAGGCUUUUAAAGACUUGUAUGACCUGUGGUUUGAUGAAGAAGGAAAUAAAACACAAUAUUUAAAAACCCUGGAAAAAGAAGAAAUAAAUCUUACUAAUGUAUCCAGUAUUCUAAAUGGAGCAGGAGCUAAUGGUGCAAAGGCUUUUAAAGACUUAUAUGAUCUGUGGUUUGAUAAGCAAGGAAAUGAAACACAAUAUUUAAAAACUCUAAAAAAAGAAAAAGUAAAUCUAGCUGAUGUGCCCGGUAUUUUAAGUAAAGCAGGAGCUAAAGCUCCUAAAGCAUUUAAAGACUUAUAUGAUCUGUGGUUUGAUAAGCAAGGAAAUGAAACACAAUACUUAAAAACCUUAAAAAAAGAAAAAAUAAAUCUAACUAAUAUGUCCAGUAUUUUGCACGGAGUAGGAGCUAAUGGUGCAAAGGCUUUUAAAGACUUGUAUGACCUGUGGUUUGAUGAAGAAGGAAAUAAAACACAAUAUUUAAAAACCCUGGAAAAAGGAGAAAUAAAUCUUACUAAUGUGUCUAGUAUUUUAGGUGGAGCAGGAGCUAAUGGUGCAAAAGCUUUUAAAGACUUAUAUGAUCUGUGGUUUAAUGAAAAAGGAAAUAAAACACAAUAUUUAAAAACUCUAGAAAAGGAAGGAAUAGAUCUAUCUAGCAUAUCUAGUAUUUUGAAUGGAGCAGGAGCCAAUGGUGCAAAAGCUUUUAAAGACUCAUAUGAUCUGUGGUUUGAUGAAGAAGGAAAUAAAACUCAAUAUUUGAGAACUAUAGAAAAAGAAGGAACAAGUUUUGCUAGCAUGUCCAGUAUCUUACAUGGAGCAGGAGCUAAUGGUGCAAAGGCUUUUAAAGGCUUAUAUGAUCUUUGGUUUGAUAAGCAAGGAAAUGAAACACAAUAUUUAAAAACUCUAAAAAAAGAAGGAAUAAAUUUACCUAAUAUGUCCAGUAUUUUAAGUGGAGCAGGAGCGAAUACUACAAAAGCUUUUAAAGACUUAUAUGAUCUUUGGUUUGAUAAGCAAGGAAAUAAAAAACAGUAUUUAAAACAUUUGACUGAAAAAAAGAAUACGGAAAGGAAUUUUACUAUAAGUAACUUGUCUGGUAUUUUAAGUGGGGCAGGAGCCAAAGCUAGCAGUGCUUUUAAAGAAUUACAUGACGUUUGUUUUAACGACAAUGGAGAAGAGACAGAACUUUUAAAUAAUUUCUAUGAUGCAGGCUUUAAGCCAGGUAACUUAUCCUCUAUGUUAUGUGGAUCAGGAUCUCGCACUUCUCAUAGAUUAAAAGAAUUUCAUAAUACUCUUUUUGACGAUAAAGGAAAGGAAACAGGACUUUUAAGUGAUUUUCAUAAGAUAGGUUUUAAUCCUCAGAGUCUGUGCAGUAUAUUAAGCGCAUCAGUAAGUAGUUUAGGUCAGUUUCAUGAUUUUUGUUCCACAAAAAAAGCAAAAGCGUAUUUAAUCCAUUUCUCACAGGCAGGUUUUACUAUUAACAAAUUAUCUGAUAUACUGCAUGGAGCAAGGGCUAGCAUUUGUUCUGCUCUGAAAGAUUUUCACAAUGUUUGUUUUGAUGAGCAAGGGAACAAUACGCAGCUUUUGAAUGAUUUCUAUAGCGUAGGGUUUACGGCAAGACACUUAUCCAAAAUAUUAGGCAUGGCAGGAAAUAAUUCAGCUUCUAUCUUAAAAAAUUUCCACAAAUCAUGUUUUAAUGAAAGGAAUUAUUUAAAUCACUUCUUAGCCGAGAAAAAACUUUUUACACCAAAAAAUUUAUCUAGGAUGUUACAUAGAGUAGGACUUAGUAUUUGUUCUGCCUUUGAAAAAUUGCAUGGUUUUUGUUUUGAUAAAGCAGGAAGUAAAACGGAUUAUUUAAAUAAUCUUAUCAAAAAUAACUCACCGGAUACGAUACUUAAUACACUAUAUAAAAAAGUAGAAAAAGUUAAAAAAGCUCCUUCUGCUUUCUUAGAUGAGCAGAAUAUUAGUGAAGAAGAUAAAAUAACCAAUCCAGAUCUUAACCUGAGUAGCGCAUCCGGUAGAACAGAGCAAGAACAAAACUUGGGUAGUUUACAACAAGGUGAUUCUAAAAUUAAGAGAAAAACCCGGAAGGGUAUUACUAACCAAAGUAAGAACGGACAAUAUGAUAAAAUUUUAGACACAGUAGCAGGUAGCUCAAGAGAUUUAUCCCAGAGACGAGGAACAAGGAAAAAACAAAUACAGUCAAUACACUACAGCAAGAGGCAACGAGAAGUGUUUUCAGACUUAUCAAAGUUUGCGUUAUCUAUUAAACCAGUGAAACAAGGGCUUUAUUUAUCUUCUUUUAAAGCACGUGGGGUUGAGAUUGAUGGUAGAUGUGUAGAGAUUACACGUGGCUUAUCGCAAGCUUUAUUUUUACAGAGUGACAAGUCAUUUUUAAGUAAUUUAGAAACUUCCGCUGAAAUUUACGAGCGUAUAGUGCAGGGCAAGCAGGUAUCUAAAAUGGAAGAAAGAGAGGUUUUUGCUUUUAGUAAAUUAUUUAAUGUUUUCGAACAACAGUUAGAUUCUUCUACGAAUAGCCUGCCUUCAAACCUAAUGCAUAAUAAGGACUAUAAAACACCUAGUAAUUUAUCACAUUAUAUAACUGAAGUUAAAGGUGAUUUUGCUAUUCACUUAGUAACAAGUGAUCACGUUGUUGCAGUUUAUAGAAUAGGUGAUAAUUAUGCUUAUUUUGAUAGCAAUACAGCAUUUGUUUCUGGAUUGAAAAGUGUUGAUCAGCUUAUAGAUGCUGUAGAAAAAGGAAUGAAAUCUGCUAGCUAUAAAGUAGAAAAAGAAGGGUUCCUUGUUGAACACUUUGACAUUGAGCGAGCUAAUGGGUUAUUGUCAAGUGAAGAUAAACAAAUUUUAGCAAAAGAAAUCAAAACAGAAUGUCAACUUCUAGCAGAGCAAGAUAAGGAGCUUGGUUUUAUAAAAGUCAAUGGUCAAGAAGUAUCCAGAGUAGAAUUAUAUGAGCUUGGUACUAAAAUUAGUGUGGAAGGCGGCUUACCUUUACUUAUUAAUGCUGAUAUGAAUUUAAGUAGCAAAAAAUUCCAAGCUCAUCUAGACAGAAAAGAAGUAAGUCUGACAGCUAGAGAAUAUCUUGAUCAUUUGAAGGGUAGCAGGAAUGUAGAAGAAAUAGUACAAGCGACUGAAACAAUUCCUUUUGAAGGUUCAAAACGUGAAAUUGAGAAAGCGGAGCAAAUGCGUGAGCCAAAGCAAUCUGUGUUGGAACAGUUGGUUAAAAGAACAAUUAAUACUAUAUUUGCUGCUGUGUCUCUUGCCGACAUUAGCCGAUCAGAGAGUCAGUUAUUGUGGGAAGCAAAAAGUAGACUUGAAACUCAUUUAGGUGAUGUGACAGUAAAUAAUCAACCAAUGAGAACAGAGUAUCCGUUCAGGAGAGUGGUUUAA